Molecule: messenger RNA, 1065 nt
Organism: Hydractinia symbiolongicarpus
Lineage: Eukaryota; Metazoa; Cnidaria; Hydrozoa; Anthoathecata; Hydractiniidae
Product: chromobox protein homolog 1-like
Exons: 4
Coding region: 15-686 (223 amino acids)
Biological process (GO): chromatin organization; negative regulation of transcription by RNA polymerase II
Cellular component (GO): pericentric heterochromatin; nucleus
Molecular function (GO): chromatin binding
Source: RefSeq, a predicted model, not a curated record
CUUUUUUCAUCAAAAUGGGAAAUGAUGAAAAAGUUAAAGAAGUUGAGGCUGCUUCACAAAGUGAAGAGGAAGAAGAAGAGUAUGUUGUAGAAAAGAUAUUAAAGCACAGGGUCACGAAAAAAGGAAAAACAGAAUAUUAUUUAAAAUGGAAAGGUUUUCCUUCAGAAGAAAAUACAUGGGAACCUGCAGAGAACUUAAAUUGCCCAGAACUAAUAGAACAAUACCAUAAAGACAAAGUUAUUGAGAAAGAUACUAAAAAGAAAUCUAAUAAAAAUGUAGCUGACACACAAAAAACAAAUGGCUUGGACGUAGAAGAAAAAAAGAAACAAUCAUCAAAAAGAAAACAUGCAGAAGAUAGUGUACCUAAAAAGAAAAAGAAAGGUGAAAAACGUGUAACAGGUUUUGACAGAGGAAUGGAAGCUGAUGAUAUAUUAGGCGCAACAGAAACAGCUGGUGAAGUUCACUUCCUAAUAAAAUGGAAAGGUGUUGACGAUGCAGAGUUGGUACCAUCAAAAAUAGCUAAUAUAAAAAUUCCACAGAUGGUCAUUGCAUUUUACGAAGCCAGAUUAACAUGGUCUACAACCAGUAAUAAAAGUUCGGACGAAACGGAAGAAACAGAGGAAGAAGCUCCUUUAAAGAAGGACGAAGCCACGUUAAACAAAGAAGAACAGGCGGCAACUGCUUAACAAGGCCUACGUAACCAACUCUCGCUUUUUAUCCUCAUAUCGAAGACUGACUGUAGAUAUACACAUAUUGUUUCAAAAUAUUAUUGAACAAUUAUUGGCAAAACAGCAAUAAGUUAUUGGAUAGUGUCAACAAAGUCGGCAUAUAGGACUAACGAACAUUUUAGGGUUUUUAACGUAAAUAUUCAUAUUAUCAAACUCUCUCUCUCUGCAUCUUGAAAGUCUACAAACCUCAUCCAGCAACAACAUCACACAACAUUAAAUAUUCUAUUCUCGUUAUUCUUGUUCUUCUUUCCAUGAUGUUUGAUUUUUGAUAUUUUAGUUUAUUUGUGUAAACUUAUUUUUAAUGGAACUUCUGUGUAAAUAAACAGUGCGAGUUUUC